Molecule: messenger RNA, 2379 nt
Organism: Schistocerca piceifrons (Central American locust)
Lineage: Eukaryota; Metazoa; Arthropoda; Insecta; Orthoptera; Acrididae
Product: IQ and ubiquitin-like domain-containing protein
Exons: 9
Coding region: 1-2379 (792 amino acids)
Biological process (GO): cilium assembly
Cellular component (GO): acrosomal vesicle; motile cilium
Molecular function (GO): protein binding
Source: RefSeq, a predicted model, not a curated record
AUGUCAGAUCAUUCUGACAGUCAAUGUUCCAUUGAUGAAAAUGAUAUACAUAAUGGCCGUAUUAACAGAUCAACACUAAAUGAGACACCUGUGAGAAAUGUAGAAGCUAUUAGCAGCGAUGAAGAGGGACAAAGAUGGAAUGGCAAUGCAGAAAGGCAGUCUAAUGGUUUAUGCAUUACUGACAGAGGGCCAAAUGAAACAAAUAUGUUUUUAGAUAAUGAUAGCUUUAACAGUGACAAGAAAGAAAAUGAAACUAUAAAUGAUGACUUUUUGGAAACAUACACAUCAAUGCCACAAAAUACAGCACUCACUAUGGCAAGUAGUAGGGCAAGCUCUGGAAGUAUGAGCAGAAAUGCAAAUGUGGGACAUAGUGUUUACUUUGAAGAUGAUGCAUAUUCCAAGGAAGAUGAUACGGAAUAUCAUGUUCAAAAAUCCUGUUCAUUUUGGAUACCAGGACAAGAAAUAUCAUCACGUUCUAAUACUGUCACUGUUAAAUUUGUGAUGGCUGCCGGAGAAGUUCUUACACAAGCAUAUGAUAUUUCUUUAUCUGUUGAAGAAAUUAAAAGAAAUCUUUCUAGUUUGUUCAGAGUUCCAACUCAAGUAAUUCAGCUAUCAGUACAGGGAGACAUACUUGAUGAUAAUAUUGUAUUGUCUGAACUUGGGGUUGAGCCUUUUGGAAGCAUUGAGAUAGAUCUUCAGUCCACUGACAUCAAUUACCAACUUUCCACUGAAGGCUUAUAUCAAGAAUAUCCAGUUUCAGAUGUUAUAACUGUUAGAGUUGAAACAGGUGAGCAAGAGUACAGAGAUGUUAUUGUAGAAAUUGAAAAUAGAUGCACUAGAAAGCCUUUUAUUGGUGGAUAUCGUCACAAAGGAACAGGAGUGGAGUAUCAUCAUGCCUUCUCACAAACACAGCCAAUUCAGAGGGAUUUAUCCCAAGAAGAAAGAAUGCAGCGUGAAACACAGACAGUAUAUUAUUGUGAUAAAAACACUGGCAUGACAAUAGCAGAAAAAUAUACACAGAUUAGACAACAGGAUUACUUCAUUCCCUGUAUCCAUGACAGAAUCAUUGUACCCCGAAAGUACAUAUCAGCACAAGACAGGAUGCAGAUGGAAGCAUUUGAAGAUAAGGUGGUCACCAUUCAGAGGUAUAUACGUGGUUGGCUGGCAAGAAGAAAAACUUCUCAGAUAAAGGAAAACCUAAAACAUUGUAUUGACUGGGAGACCAAAGAGAUUCAAAUUCAGGAGGAAGAAAGAGAAUCUCAUUUAAAGCACAAUGCACAACGAAUGACAUUUCCUAAAACACGAGCAGAUUUCAAUAUGCUUUAUAAUAUGGUGGAACGCUGGAGGAAGUCAGAAGUAAUGCGGAUACUUGCAACUACAACAAGAGAAGCACCUAAAAGAGUUGAAUUCUGCUCCCUUCUUGAAAAAGAAAUACAAUUACUCUCCUCAAUUGAGAAUCACAGAAUUGCUAUCAAAGAAGAAGCACUCCACAAAAGAGAACUUGAGAUUAUCAAUAAGUGUUCUGAGCCUAUAACAUGGAGAGGAUACAAAGGCUUAAUUAUUUCCAUGGACACAAUACGGACACAAAGAGCAAGAGAAAUGAGGGAUCUGUACUUGGCUCUCAGUCAACAUGAUGGUAGUAAUGAAGAGCGUGCAGAACUACUUGAAAGUUUAAAAUAUGCUCUGAGGGGCUACAAUUGCAAAAUUACCAAAGAAAUACGAGAUUUACUUAAUCAAGAGUGUGAUUUAAUUUCUUUGGGUCUUAAGAAAAGUGACUUAGAUGGUCUACGUAAGCGAAUAAAGAAGCUUUUUUUAGAAUUUAUGAAAGCUCCAGAGUUCAACCCGGCUGUCACCAAGGAGAUUGAAAUUAGCAAGACAAAAAAUAUGUUCUACUGUGAGAGAUGCUGCAAAUUACUGCCUUACUUGGAAUUUUCUCCAAAUUCAAGAAUGAAGUCUCUGAAGCAGUGUAGUUCCUGUAUGUGGAUUCAAAAUGUUGCAGUAUCCAGAACAGACUAUGGACCGUACAGUUAUAUUAUGCAGGCUGUUCGACGUGAAGAACAGAAAAGAAAGUGUUUUUCAUCUGUAGCCUUCAUCAUGCAAGAACAAGAUUUUUAUUAUCUUGUUAUGAAUAUAUGGCAUGGUCACUCUGCCAUAAGUGAAUCACGAGAUAUAAAUACUUUGAGACUCCCUCGAUGGAAUAUAAAAGAAGAUUGGUCUCCAUGGAACUGUAUUCUCCUUACUGAUAAUGAAACGAAGGCACAUAUAAAUCUGGAGAAUAUAAAUCAAACAUAUGUUCCUGAAUUCAUAGAACAAGUUGAACACAAACAUAUGUUAGCUAAAAGACGUUUUGACCGCUUAGCAAAAAUUGUGUUGGGGUAA